Alternaria alternata is the source of this 980-nucleotide messenger RNA. RefSeq lists its product as hypothetical. The transcript has 2 exons. NCBI's taxonomy places the organism in Eukaryota, Fungi, Ascomycota, Dothideomycetes, Pleosporales, Pleosporaceae. The coding region runs from base 125 to 892 and encodes 255 amino acids. The record is from RefSeq and is a predicted model, not a curated record.
AUACUGUAUAUGCGAAUUCACCUCACCGGCCAUACACAUAGUCUUUGAUCGAGUGAUACCGCUCACAGACUGUACGUCGAACCCCAGAACUGUGAACUGGCACCGAUCCGAGACUAAUCGCCAUAUGACGAGCGACAAAGAUGGCCCAGUUGCGCCUGGAAAGACAGAACACCAUAUCUCCUUGGACCACGCCCGAAAUUUGCUGGAUGAUGUGGCAGUGCAGCAAGAAUGCCAAGGUCGAUCAGGAAGGCCGCUUGUAUGGCUCGUCGAAGGCCCUGCAGCCAGGCUAGCUGUCCAGACAUUACACUGGGUUGAUCAAGAGUUGGACGGACGGAACGAUGCACACAGAUUGGUUCUCCAGUCUACAUAUGGUGUGGUUAGAUUGCAGAACCAUCACCGGACGUUCCUCCACAGUUGUAUACUCACUGUCGCUCAAGUGGGUGGAUACUGGCUGAUUCGAAACCACGAAAUCUCCCAAGACCGCAUUCCCCACGGCGACAGGAAUCCUUUCACAUACACUGGAGUACCAGGAGUUAAACCAACAGGCGUCUUCGUUAUAUGUGCACUGCUAUACGGUGUAUUCGCGAUGCUACAAUACCACAUCAAUCGGGCGGACUACUUCCAGCAACUUUGUUUGAUCAUUGGACUUGCAGCAGGCCUUUUACUCAGUUCGUCGAUUCCGUUCGCCGUAGCAGAAUCGUCGGUAUCGAUACACACCCUUGCAGCUACAACCAGCGUGGCCAUGGCAUGUAGUGCUUAUGGACAUUGGACAUGGCGGACGUUCUUCAGCACGCGAGAGAUCAGGCUGGAGAAGAUACUCGCAGAGUGGGGAGAUGAUGCGCAGGACAUGGACAUGAAUGGGCAUGUCAUAAGAUUUUGCGAGCUGCCUUGACCAGCUGCAAUAUUGAUUGUGAUAGUCAAUGGUAAAUAUACUGGAGUAUGGUGUCAGUGUUCUAUCAUCUAGAGGAACGAACGCUUCG